CCAUUCCAGGUGCUGGUCGUACCCGGUGACGUAGCGGUGGAAAGCGAUGUCGAAAAUGUGGUGCUGAAGACGGCGAAGCACUUCGGCAAACUUGAUAUUCUCGUUAACAAUGCUGGAAUUGCCGUGGCAGGAUCCAUUCAAAGUACCCCAAUUGAAGUGUUUAACAGAGUGUGGGCGACGAACUUCCUCGGUUCGCUAUGCAUGAUCAAAAACGCUGUGCCCUACUUGCGUCAAACUAAAGGUAACAUCGUGAACAUUUCCACCGCCGGAUCGUUGACUGCGGUUCAGAUGGCCGUGCCUUACGUAAUCAGCAAAGCGGCGCUGGACCACAUGACACGAUGCGCCGCACUAGAGAAUGCUGCCUAUGGUGUCCGUGUGAACUCAAUCAAUCCAGCCUAUAUCAACACCUUGAUUGGGAAAACACCUGCAGUCAGCGCCGAUGAAUACAUGGAGAUCUUCGAGAAAAUGAACGCUGAUAAGCACGCGCUUGGACGAGUGGGUACGCCGGAAGAAGUGGCCCGCUGCAUCGCCUUCCUGGCAUCCGACGAUGCCGCGUUCGUCACGGGGAUCACAAUGCCUGUCGAUGGGGGCUUGCUCCUUCUGUCCAGCGUCUCGGGUUCCGCCCCAACGCUGGAUACCCAGAAGACUGCGUGAGAAGCCAAGAACGCAGCCUGGCUGUCCUGCCAGGUUACACAGUAAAAGCCAAGCAAAUUCUGGCAGCCUCCUUUUUAUAAAGAAUUCCCCCGCCUUGCAAUUACCUGCUGUCUUU
This is a messenger RNA of Dermacentor albipictus, 769 nucleotides long. Its product is annotated as meso-2,3-butanediol dehydrogenase-like. The record is from RefSeq and is a predicted model, not a curated record. Lineage: Eukaryota; Metazoa; Arthropoda; Arachnida; Ixodida; Ixodidae.